CCCCUCCCAGGACCCGUUCCCGCCGCCAUUUCCCCGCUCUCACCAUGGCCCUCUCGAUUUUGUUGUCGAUGGCGGUGACGCCGCUCCCGGCGCUGGGGACAGGGCCGGGGUCACACGGACGGACGGACGGACGGACACCGCCCCUCCCCCCCUUUUCCCUUCCCCUUUCUCGGCAGGGGGGCGGGGGCUGAAGGCCCCGCCCCCAGCCAUGAGCGCCCCCCCGCGGUCGGAGCUGGCGGCCGCCGCCGCCGCCCUGCUGCGCCUGGGCGAGGAGCGCCCCCCCGCGGCCGCCAUGAGCCUGCUGCAGCGCAAGGGCCGCGCCGAGUGGCGCCCCCGCGAGGAGGAGCCGCGCAAGGGGGUCCCCAAGGCGCGGGAGGGGGGGUCCCUGCGGCGCCCGCUGCGGGUGGGCUUCCUGACGCUGCCGGCGCCGCAGGAGCGCGGCCCCCGGCCCUGCGCCCCCGGCAUGGCCCCCCGCUCCCUGUCCUGCCACGCCGUGGGGCUCCCCGACUCGGGGGGGCCCCUGCGCCCCCCCGCCCCCCAAGGCCCCGCCCCCAGCCAUGAGCGCCCCCCCGCGGUCGGAGCUGGCGGCCGCCGCCGCCGCCCUGCUGCGCCUGGGCGAGGAGCGCCCCCCCGCGGCCGCCAUGAGCCUGCUGCAGCGCAAGGGCCGCGCCGAGUGGCGCCCCCGCGAGGAGGAGCCGCGCAAGGGGGUCCCCAAGGCGCGGGAGGGGGGGUCCCUGCGGCGCCCGCUGCGGGUGGGCUUCCUGACGCUGCCGGCGCCGCAGGAGCGCGGCCCCCGGCCCUGCGCCCCCGGCAUGGCCCCCCGCUCCCUGUCCUGCCACGCCGUGGGGCUCCCCGACUCGGGGGGGCCCCUGCGCCCCCCCGC
Messenger RNA from Onychostruthus taczanowskii (white-rumped snowfinch), 883 nucleotides. RefSeq names its product translation initiation factor IF-2-like. The record is from RefSeq and is a predicted model, not a curated record. Lineage: Eukaryota; Metazoa; Chordata; Aves; Passeriformes; Passeridae. Gene Ontology annotation, biological process: phosphatidylinositol 3-kinase/protein kinase B signal transduction; neuron projection morphogenesis. The annotation marks the transcript as partial. The transcript has 3 exons.